AUGACCACGAUUGCCAGUCUGCGGCGCAUGUCCGCCAAGUCUCUCUCCGAGAAGAUCCUGGCCGAGAAGGACGCUGCCAACACCUCUUUUGCCAUCAUUGACGUACGAGAUGACGACCACAUAGGCGGCCACAUCAGAGGUUCCACCAACAUUCCCAUCGGCCAGCUCGACGCCAUGAUGCCCACCCUCGUACGCAGGCUGCAGGACAAGAAGACGGUCGUUUUCCACUGCGCACUCAGUCAGCAGCGUGGCCCGAGUGCCGCCCUCAAGUAUCUGCGCGAAAAGGACGGGCUGCUGAGGAGUCUUGGGAGUAGGGAGAUCGCUGCAGAGCAGGAGGUGUAUGUGCUGGACCGGGGGUUCGUCGGCUGGCAGCAGGUCUAUGGAGAUGACGAGCGGCUGACGGAAGGGUAUGUGAAGGAUAUUUGGGAGAAUUACUGA
This is a messenger RNA of Metarhizium brunneum ARSEF 3297, 438 nucleotides long. It is a transcript of the gene YCH1, whose product is annotated as CDC25-like phosphatase YCH1. NCBI's taxonomy places the organism in Eukaryota, Fungi, Ascomycota, Sordariomycetes, Hypocreales, Clavicipitaceae. The record is from RefSeq and is a predicted model, not a curated record. Gene Ontology annotation, molecular function: protein tyrosine phosphatase activity. Gene Ontology annotation, cellular component: cytoplasm; nucleus.